GCUUCAGCGCUGCGCCUUCAAGCGGCUGCUAACGAGCUGCUUUCCUGCGCGUUCACGUGCCAGGUCUGGGGAUGUCUGUGCCGUCUCCGCGCUCUCGGCGGCGGAGCGUAAACUGUUUUGUCUCCUCACAGGAAACGACUAAAAGGACAAAAAUGUCCAGCAGAAGGCUUUACUGAUUUUUCAGAAACCACUGGCCUGUGAAAAGACAAAGAGUCAGAAAAGCUCUCAGGCAGGAGAAAGCCCUGUAUGAUACGAUGAGCGCCCAUCUGUAAUUGAGCUUGGGCACUUUUCCCCCUCGACGAGUUGCCAUCUACAGGAGCUGUGGGAGCCAGAGUCACCAUGGAGACAGUGGUGAUUGUGGCAAUCGGGGUAUUGGCCACCAUAUUCCUGGCCUCCUUCGUUGCCCUGGUGGUGGUGUGCAGACACCGCUACUGCCACCCGCACGACUUGCUACACCACUUCGACUCAAAACCCACAGUGGAUCUGAUUGGAGCCAUGGAGACCCAGAGCGAACCUUCUGAGCUGGAGCUGGAUGAUGUAGUCAUCACUAACCCUCACAUUGAAGCAAUCUUAGAGAAUGAGGACUGGAUAGAGGAUGCCUCUGGUUUGGUGUCUCACUGUAUCUCUAUCCUGAAGAUCUGCCACACUUUGACUGAAAAGCUGGUUGCGAUGACGAUGGGCUCAGGGGCAAAAGUUAAAGCCCCAGCCAGCCUGAGUGAUAUUAUCACUGUGGCUAAGCGGAUCAGCCCAAGGGUGGAUGACGUAGUCAGAUCUAUGUACCCUCCUCUGGAUCCAAUCCUCUUGGAUGCCAGGGCCACCGCUCUCCUCCUUUCUGUCAGCCAUCUGGUCCUGGUCACCCGCAACGCCUGUCACAUGUCCGGCAGUUUAGACUGGAUCGACCAGUCACUCCAUGCAGCGGAAGAUCACAUGGUAGUUUUGCGUGAAGCAGCACUAGCUUCUGAACCAGAACGAUGCAUACCUGGAGCUGAUGCUCAGAGAGAACAGGCCAUCUAAAGCAAACCACCUGGUUCGUCUGAAGGGUCAAAAAGGCACACUACCCAAACUCAUUAUUCAUUCCAGAUAAAAAGUUGUGAUCAUAGAUGCAAGGACCAUGAAAUAUUUUUAAAGUAACUUUACUACACCUGCAUAGUGAUAUUUUCAAAGUAGAUCUCUCAGGCUGACACACAGACAUUUUUAUGUAACCCUACAGCAGAUAUUUUUACAGCAGAAUGUCUUUGGAAAUGUCUUCGAGUGUGCCAUCACUGAGCGGUGGGCCUAAAUCCAGCCUAACCAGGCCUGCAUAGUCACAUGGUGGCUUAGUCAGCUAAUCCAUUUUGAGGAAAAUAAUACCCAUUAGCCAGUGAACCCAAACUGGGUGAAUUGAAGACUAACCCGAGAUGGUUCCAAUUUUGGAGGUCAGCUAGUCGUGGAUGUUGUUUUUUUUUUUUUUUGUUGUUGUUGUUUUUUUUUUUAAAUCCCUCAGAUACUCUUAUGCUGUUAAAAAUCACCCAACUGUGAAUUUUCUAAGAUCAGCAGCAAAGGAUUUAGAUAUUAUUAUCACAGAAA
Molecule: messenger RNA, 1566 nt
Organism: Pelmatolapia mariae (spotted tilapia)
Lineage: Eukaryota; Metazoa; Chordata; Actinopteri; Cichliformes; Cichlidae
Gene: tmem98
Product: transmembrane protein 98
Exons: 8
Coding region: 340-1014 (224 amino acids)
Cellular component (GO): endoplasmic reticulum
Source: RefSeq, a predicted model, not a curated record